AGAGAGAGAGAGGGGGAGAGAUAAAAAGGCCAGUUAGGACGCAGCAGCUAGCCAAAUACGAGGAGGAAGCCGCUUGCUGGACGCGAGGAGAAGGGGGAGGAAAAGUAUAGCAGGGAGGGGAUUCAGGUCAGCGCGCCUGCGCGCGGCAGCUGCACGAAGUGAGCAGAAAACUUCGUCCCACGGAAAGGGAAGCUAGACCGACCCAUCCAUCCAUGGCCUCCUCAUCGGCGUCGUCGUUUCCAGGCUCCGUGAUCACCAUGGCAUCCUCGGCGGCGGCGGCAGGCGCCGCGAGCUCCGGGGCGGCCGGCACGGGCUCGCCAUGCGCGGCCUGCAAGUUCCUCCGGCGCAAGUGCCAGCCCGACUGCGUGUUCGCGCCCUACUUCCCGCCGGACAACCCGCAGAAGUUCGUUCACGUGCACCGCGUCUUCGGAGCCAGCAACGUCACCAAGCUGCUCAACGAGCUGAACCCGUACCAGCGGGAGGACGCGGUGAACUCGCUCGCCUACGAGGCCGACAUGCGCCUCCGCGACCCUGUCUACGGCUGCGUCGGCGUCAUCUCCGUCCUCCAGCACCAGCUCCGCCAGCUCCAGCAGGACCUCGCCCGCGCCAGAUACGAACUCUCAAAGUACCAGGCGGCUGCGGCGGUGGCGGUCUCGGCGUCUGUGGGGUGCAACGGGACGCCGGCAAUGGCGGAUUUUAUCGGCAACACGGUGCCCAACUGCACCCAGAACUUCAUCAACAUCAGCCACUCCACGGCGAUCGGCGCUGGCCUUGGGUUCGGGCACGACCAGUUCGCGGCCGUGCAGAUGCUGGCCAGGAGCUACGAGGGCGAGGGAGCUGUCGCGAGACUCGGCGUGAACGGCGGCAGCGGCGGCGGCUACGAUUUCGGGUACACAUCAGGCAUGGGGCCGGUGUCCGGCCUCGGGCCGCUGGGCGGCGGACCGUUUUUGAAACAUGGCACGGCCGGCGGCGACGAGAGGCACACCGCCGCGCAGUAGCGCCCUCAGUUCCAUCCGACAUCCAUCGAUCUUUGGCAGAUAAAAUGAUCUGAGCACGUAUCCACCAAGGCUGAAGACUGGACUGGUGAAAUAUCCUGAAGAUCGUUUAUGUCUACUCCAUUUUACGUGCAGAAAAGAAAGGAGUUCUUGAAUCAAUUAGCACCGCUUGUUUAAUCUGUUGAUGUUGUUCGCUAUAUGAAAUUUGAACCAUAUAUGUAUCCCUAUAUAUUCCCCAGCAGCCAGUGCGUGUGUGAUUUGAGGUUUGAUGAUCCAGUAGUGCUGCUUUCUUGUCCAUUUGAUAUGCAGAAUAUUACAAAUGUAGUGGUAUGAAAUAUGAAACUGAUAACUGCCGCUGGACUUUUACGGUUUUA
This is a messenger RNA of Hordeum vulgare subsp. vulgare (domesticated barley), 1369 nucleotides long. Its product is annotated as LOB domain-containing protein 6-like. The record is from RefSeq and is a predicted model, not a curated record. Lineage: Eukaryota; Viridiplantae; Streptophyta; Magnoliopsida; Poales; Poaceae. Bases 213 to 998 code for a protein of 261 amino acids. The transcript has 4 exons.